Molecule: messenger RNA, 1287 nt
Organism: Lodderomyces parapsilosis
Lineage: Eukaryota; Fungi; Ascomycota; Pichiomycetes; Serinales; Debaryomycetaceae
Exons: 1
Coding region: 1-1287 (428 amino acids)
Source: RefSeq, a predicted model, not a curated record
AUGUCAAAUGAAAAAGAACGUUCACGGGUGCUUCAAUCACUAGAAUCUGAAUUCAUAAAUGAUUUAUCGCUACAUUUAUACUCAUCGUUUUUGCUACAUCGAAUCAAUCCCAAUUUCCCAUUGACUCGAUGGUCUAGUUGGCCCAAGAAGUUUGAUAAAGUGCCAGUACCAAGUCAAAAAUACGAAGAUGAUUUGAUCAAUGGGAAUGAAGAGAGGUAUGAAUGGGACAUUGAUGAGGGUCAUGUUUUGUAUGAGAGGGAUAGAACUUGGCAGAUGCAGGGAAUAAAGCGGCAGAGGAAGAAGAAGAGGAAGAAUCGAAAUAGAGGAGACAAUGCAGAACCGGCGCAACAGGGAAAGGAGAGUAGCUCAACUUCUCAGAGUGAAGAAACCUCUUCAGAAAUUGACGACGCUGGUUCUAGUGAUACCAAUAAUGAUAGUUUACAUAGUGAAGAUGGCGAUGAUGAAGUUGAACGCAACGAGGAACAGCUACUUGAUUCAAGCAAUAAAAUUGUUGAAGUGACCUACACAGAACGCGUCCCACAGGCUAAAGUUUCCCUCAUGAACUCAAUAAACUCAUUACUUGAACUGAAAAUUCGAACCAAGAUCCAACAAAUGAGACAACAAGGUAAAAUAGAUUCAUCGAUGACAAUGACCUCUGAUGCAUUUCCCAAGUACAUGCUUCUUGUUAGCGAGUUGGCCAAUCGCUUUAAUUCUAUGUUGGAUACCAUUUUUGAUACAUUCCAUAUAAAUGACUAUCCAUUAACUUGGCAAAAUGUACUACUAGCUGGUAUAAUUAAUGAUCGACAAAGAGGUCAAUUGAACCCACAAUUGUAUCAGAAACUCUUGCAUAAUUGUGAAGAAAUUUUUGAGAAUGUACAUAAUGUUUACGAAUUUGAUAAUGAUGAGGCAAAAGAAGAAGCAAUCCGUGACGGAAUUGUUACUGAUGAUGGCGGGUUUAACGUUGAGAAAUAUUUGUAUUCGUUACGAGAUGAGUAUGUUGGUCCUGGACAGAAGGUUUAUGAGGCAUUAGCAAAGAAUUAUAUGCGUGAUUUUAAUAAUAAAGUCAAUUUUCAAUCAAGAUUGAAGCAAAAUAUGCUCAAUAUGAUUGGUGAGGAAGGGAAUAAGCGUAAAAGGAAAAAUGAUGAAGUAGAACAUAGUGACGAGGAACUGUUGCUGAGCAGCUCACACGAAGAAAGGAAUCAACCCGAGUCCGAUUUUGAACAAAGACAUCAUCGACUACUACAACAACAAAAGGAACUACAAGAGUCAUACACAAUCAAAUUUUAA